AAUAUUGUUGUUGUUUUUUUUGUUGCGCUGGUGGAACGACAGGCUGAGGUGAAAAGCCUGACUAUGUCUUUAUGUCAGUGACAUAGAGGUGUUACACUAAUAGGCAUCUAACGAUAAAGUAAACUGCAAGAAAGGUCAAAGGGGUUGGCAGAGUCCCAUUCGGUAGUGCAACUAACGGAAUAAAUGUUAGUUAGCCAUCCAGCUACAGUAACGUUGGCUAAUAAGCAGAACAUUAAGUAUCUAUCAGAAGUCUAAUAGCUUGUUAGCUACGGACCCAUCAACACCACCAUCGUUUCAAAUAUAUCGCCGUGUCUUAAUUUGAGUGCGAUGGGAAACGCCGCUACAGCUAAGAAAGGCAACGAACAAGAGAGCGUGAAAGAGUUCUUAGCUAAAGCCAAAGAAGAUUUUUUACGAAAAUGGGAGUGCCCACCACAGAGCACAACUGGACUGGAUGACUUUGACAGGCUGAAGACUCUGGGCACAGGCUCGUUCGGUAGAGUGAUGUUGGUGAAACAUAAAGGAACAGAACAGUUCUACGCCAUGAAGAUCCUGGACAAACAGAAAGUGGUGAAGCUGAAGCAGAUAGAACACACGCUAAACGAAAAGAGAAUACUGCAGGCGGUGUCCUUCCCCUUUCUCGUGAGACUAGAGUAUUCCUUCAAGGAUAACUCCAACCUCUACAUGGUGAUGGAGUACGUUCCAGGAGGAGAAAUGUUCUCGCAUCUGAGACGCAUCGGGAGGUUCAGUGAAAAUCACGCACGGUUUUAUGCAGCUCAGAUAGUACUCACUUUUGAGUACCUCCACUCGCUAGACCUUAUCUACAGAGACCUGAAGCCUGAAAACCUUCUCAUUGAUCACCAAGGGUACAUCCAGGUCACAGACUUUGGCUUUGCCAAAAGAGUAAAAGGCAGGACCUGGACAUUGUGUGGAACUCCUGAGUACCUGGCUCCAGAGAUCAUCCUCAGCAAGGGCUACAACAAAGCUGUGGACUGGUGGGCACUGGGAGUCCUGAUCUACGAGAUGGCUGCCGGGUACCCUCCGUUCUUCGCUGAUCAGCCAAUCCAGAUCUACGAGAAGAUUGUGUCUGGCAAGGUACGAUUCCCCUCCCAUUUCAGCUCAGACUUGAAAGACCUGCUGAGGAACCUGCUCCAGGUGGACCUGACCAAGCGCUACGGCAACCUGAAGAAUGGGGUGAAUGACAUCAAGAACCACAAGUGGUUUGCCACAACGGACUGGAUCGCAAUCUAUGAGAGGAAGGUGGAAGCUCCCUUCAUACCAAAGUGCAGAGGACCAGGAGACACAAGCAACUUUGACGACUACGAAGAGGAGGAUGUCCGUGUGUCCGACACAGAAAAGUGUGCGAAGGAGUUUUCCGAAUUCUAGCAAGGGGAGGCAGGCGGUUCCAUAAGGUCUCACAUGUAUUGGGAUUUUUGCAGUCUGUUGAGGGUGGAGCUGAGACAUGACGCAUUCAAAACAAUUGCCUAGUUCCUUCAUUCCACAAGGUUGAAUGAGGUCCUUCUUGCCAUGAUCCUCCUCGCGUGCAGUUAGCACUAAACGUAUACACAGGCACAUUAUGCAGACACCCCUCGUGCUGCGACACAAAACAAAAAUACUAGGUAGACCACGUUUUUUUGUCUUUUGUUUCCUGCUUUGUUUUUAAAACAUUUGUUGCUUUAAAGAAUCCCCCCCUCCUUCCCUCCAUUUUAAACCAAGUGAUUAUUUGCAAAGCAAGACAAAAACCAAUGAAAUGCCCAUUUUAUAGUGGCACAAAGAGUUGCUGUGUAGUAGGUGGUAUUACACAUUUUAGUGAUUUUUAAGUUUCUCCUAGUUCUUGCUAGUGACUCUUGCCAGUUCUUGUGUGUUAGGCCUACACGUCAGUGUUUGUUUUCGGUUUAAUUCAACUUUCUUGGCCCAGUCUAUAAUCCUCAACAUUUUGCUGUCCUUAAGAAGUAGACUGUGUCUUUCUGCAUAAUAUAAAGAUACAGUAUCUUUUUACAAAGAAAUGGAUGUCAGAAAAGGAAAAUACUCAAUACAAUACCACAGUCACAUGGGCAUGCAGUCCUUGAUGAGGGGUACAGUAGUAGCAAAGCAAACCUAAUUACUAAGCAAAAACCUGUGAUAUGUUUAAUUUAUCAUUUGUAGCAAUGUUUUACUUGUCAGGUCAUGGGGCAUUUUAUUUUUAUUUUUUUAACCUCCGAGAAGGUAUUGUAUUCAAAUUCAGAUGAAGUGAGAUGAUAUAUUUUAAGGUACAACAACCCCAAGAGGGGUAGGAAUCUUAUGGGCUUUAACUACACUGAACAAAAAUAUAAACAAAACCAUGCAACAAUUUCAAAGAUUUUACUAAGUUACAGUUCAUAUAAGGAAAUCAGUCAAUUGAAAUAAAUUCAUUGGGCUCUAAUCUAUUGAUUGCACAUGACUGGGAAUACAGAUAUGAUGCAUCUGUUGGUCACAGACACCUUAAAAAAAAAGUAGUGGUGUGGAUCCGAAAACCAGUCUGGUGUCUGGUGUGACCACCAUUUGCCUCAUGCAGUACAAUGGACGCAUCUCCUUCGCAUAGAGUUGAUCAGGCUGUUGCUUGUGGCCUGUGGAAUUUGUCCCACUCCUCUUCAAUGGCUGUGCAAAGUUGAUGGAUAUUGUCAGGAACUGGAACAUACUCUCGUACACAUUGAUCCACUGCAUCCCAAACAUGCUCAAUGAAUGACAUGUCUGAGUAUGCAGGCCAUGGAAGAACUGGGAUAUUUCAUGCUUCCAGGAAUUGUGUACAGAUCCUUGUGACGUGGGGUUGUGCAUUGUCAUGCUGAAACAUGAGGUGAUGGCGGCAGAUGAAUGGCACAAUAAUGGAUCGUCUCAUGAUAUCUCUGCAUUCAAUUUUCCAUCGAUAAAUAUAAUUGUGUUUGUUGAUCGUAGCUUAUGCCUUCCCAUACAUAACCCCACCGCCAGCAAACCACUUGCCCACACGACACCAUACACGCUGUCUGCCAUCUGCCCGGUAUAGUUGAAACCUGGAUUUAGCUGUGAAGAGUGCACUUCUCCAGCGUGCCAGUGGCCAUCUAAGGUGAGCAUUUGACCACUGAAGUCGGUUACGACGCCGAACUGCAGUCAGGUCAAAACCCUGGUGAGGACGACGAGCAUGCAGAUGAGCUUCUCUAGAACUGUUUCUGACAGUUUGUGCAGAAAUUAUUUGGGUGUGCAAACCCAGUUUCAUCAACUAUCAGGGUGGCUGGUCUCGGACAAUCCCGCAUGUGAAGAAGCCGGAUGUGGAGGUCCUGGGCUGGUGUGGUUAAACGUGGUCUGCGGGUGUGAGGCCGGUUGGACGCACUGCCAACUUCUAUAAAACGACGUUGGAGGCAGCUUAUGAUAGGGAAAUUAUUAUUCAAUUCUCUAGCAACAACUCUGAUGGACAUUCCUGAAGUCAGUAUGCCAAUUGCACUCUCCCUCAACUUGAGACAUCUGUGGCAUUGUGUUGUGUGACACGAGUGGCCUUUUAUUGUCCCCUGCACAAGGUGCACCUUUGUAAUGAUCAUGUUGUUUAAUCGGCUUCUUGAUAUGCCACACCUGUCAGGUGGAUGGAUUAUCUUGGCAAAGCAGAAACGCUCACUAAAAGGGAUGUAAACAAAUUUCUGCACAAAAUUUGAAAUACACUUUUUGUGCGAAUGUAAAUCUUCUGGGAACUUUUUUAUUUCCGCACAUGAAAAAUGUGACAAACACUUUACAUGUUGCGUUUUAUCUUUUUGUUCAGUAUAGAAUUACUGUAUACCAUGGGUUCUCAAAGUGGGGGGAACUGCAGGGGGCCCGUAACCAACAGUUUGUAGACACCUCAUUCAAGGAUUUUUCUUUAUAAUUACUAUUUUCUACAUCGUAGAAUAACAGUGAAGACAUCACCUAUGGAAUCAUGUACAGUAGUAGCCCAAAAAAGUGUUAAACAAGUAUAUUUUAUAUUUGAGGUUCUUCAAAGUAGCCACCCUUUGCUUUGAUGACAGCUUUGCACACUUGGCAUUCUCUCAACCAGCUUUUUUGUUUUUCCAACAAUUUUGAAGGAGUUCCCAUAUAUGCUGGGCUGCUUUUCCUUCACUCUGCAGUCCAACUCAUCCCAAACCAUCUCAAUUGUUUUGAUGGCAGGUGAUUGUGGAGGCCAGGUCAUCUGAUGCUGCACUCCAUCACUCUCCUUCUUGGUCAAAUAGCCCUUACACAACCUGUAGGCGUGUUGGGUCAUUGUCCUGUUGAAAAACAAAUGAUAGUCCCACUAAGGGCAAAUCAGAUGGGAUGGCUUAUCACUGCAGAAUGCUGUGGUAGCUAUGCUGGUUAAUUUUGCCUUGAAUUAUAAAUAAAACCGUGUCGUCAGCAAAGCACCAUCACACCUCCUCCAUGCUUCACGGAGGGAACCACACAUGCGUCGAUCAUCCAUUCAACAUCUCUGUGUCUCACAAGAAUUUUAACAUUUUUUCCACCGGUCUAAUGUUCAUUGCUUGUGAUUCUUGGCUCAAGCAAGUCUCUUCUUCCUAUUGGUAUCCUUUAGUAGUGGUUUCUUUGCAGCAAUUCGACCAUGAAGGCCUGAUUUCAUGCAGUCUCCUUUGAACAGUUGAUGUUGAUGUGUUUGCAGCCCAAAUAAAUGCUUCACAAUUCAACAAUCUGAGGUGCAGUUAACUCUAAUGAACUGGGUCUUCCUUUCCUGUGGCGGUCCUCAUGAGCCAAUUUAAUCAUAGCACUUGAUAAAACUCUGUUUUUGAAAUGUUCCGCAUUGACUUACUUUCAUGUCUUACAGUAAUGGACUGUUGUUUCUCUUUGCUUAUUUGAGCUGUUCUUGGACUUGGUCUUUUACCAAAUAUGGCUAUCUUAUGUAUACCACCACUACCUUAUCACAACACAACUGAUAGGAUCAAACACAUUAAGAAGGAAGGAAAUUCCACAAAUGAACUUUUAACAAGGCACACCUGUUAAUGGAAAUCCAUUCCAGCUGACGACCUCAUGAAGCUGGUGGAGAAAAUGGCUAGAUUGUACAAAGCUGUCAAGGCAAAGGGUGACUACUUUGAAUAAUCUCAAAUAUAAAAUAUAUAUUUGAUUGAACAUUUCUUGGUCACAUGAUUCCAUGUGUGUUAUUUUAUAGUUUUUGAUGUCUUUACUAUUAUAUUACAAUGUAGAAAAUAGUAAAAAUAAGAGCCUGGAAUUAGUGUGUCCAAACUUUUGACUGGUAGUGUGUGGAUAUAUAGAUAUACAUUCACACACAGUGCAUUUGGAAAGUAUUCUAACCCCUUGACUUUUUCCACAUUUUGUUACAUUACAGCCUUAUUCUAAAAUGUAUUCAAUUGUUUUUCCCUCUUCAAUCUACACACAGUACCCCAUAAUGACAAAGCAAAAAACAGGUUGACAUUUGUGGAAAUUUACAGAAUUUCACAUUUACAGAAUUAUUCCGACCCUUUACUCAGUACUUUGUUGAAUCACCUUUGGCAGCAAUUAAAUCCUUGAGUCGUCUUUGGUGUGACGCCACAAGCUUGGGACACCUGUAUUUGGGGAGGGGUAGUGUUGCUGCACAGCUGCUUUCAAGUCUCCAGAGAACAGAGAAGUUCGAUCUGUUUCAAAUCCAGGCUCAGCCUGGGCCACUCAAGGACAUUCAGAAGCUUGUCCCAAAGCCACUCCUGUGUUGUCCUGGCUGUGUGCUUAGGGUCGUAGUCCUGUUGGAAGGUGAACCUUCGCCCUAGUCUGAGGUCCUGAGUGCUCUGGAGCUAGUUUUCUUCAAGGAUCAAUGUACUUUGUUCCUUUCAUUUUUCCCUCGAUCCUGACUAGUCUCUUCAGUCCCUGCCGCUGAAAAACAUCCCCACAGUAUGAUGCUGCCAUCUCUGUGCUUCACCGUAGGAAUGGUGUCAGGUUUCCUCCAGACGUGAUGCUUGGCAUUCAGGCCAAGGAGUUCCAUCUUGGUUUCAUCAGACCAGAGAAUCUUGUUUCUCAUGGUCUGAAUCCUUUAGGUGGAUUUUGGCAAACUCCAAGCUGGCUGUCGUGAGGAGUGGCUUCCGUCUGGCCACUCUACCAUAAAGGACAGAUUGGUUUAGUGGUGCAGAAAUGGUUGCCCUUCUGGAAGGUUCUCCCAUCCCCACAGAGGAUCUCUGGAGCUCAGAGUGACCUUUGGGAUCUUGGUCACCUCCCUGACCAAGGCCCUUCUCCCCCGAUUGCUCAGUUUGGCCUGGCUGCCAGCUCUAGGGAAAUUCUUGGUGGUUCCAAACUUCUAUUUAAGAAUUAUGGAGGCCACUGUGUUCUUGGGGACCUUCCCCAGAUCUGUGCCUCGACACAAUCCCGUCUCUGAGCUCUACGGACAAUUCCUCCGACUUCAUGGCUUGGUUUUUGCUCUAACAUGCACUGUCAACUAUGAGACCUUCUAUAAACAGGUGUGUACCUUUCCAAAUCAUGUCCAAUCAGUUGAAUUUACCACAGGUGAACUCUAAUCAAGUUGUAGAAACAUCUGAAGGAUGAUCAAUGGAAACAGGAUGCACCUGUGCUCAAUUUCGUGUCUCAUAGCAAAGGGUCUGAAUACUUACUUAUGUUAAUACAUUUGCUAAAAUUUCUUAAGCUGUUUUUACUUUAAUUAUGGGGUAUUGUGUGUAGAUUUAUAAUAAAAAAAACAUUAUUUAAUACAUUUUAGAAUAAGGCUGUAACGUAACAAAAUGUGGGAAAAGUAUAAAAAGUGAAGUGAAUAUUUUCCGAAUGCACUGUACACACUACAUAUCUGAAAGUAUGUGUACACCCCAAAUUAGAGCCACACAGUUGCUGACAGGUGUUUUAAAAUCGAGCAAACAGCCAUACAAUCUUCAUAGACAAACAUUGGCAGUCAAAUUGCCCGUACUGAAGUGCUCAGUGACUUUUUAAUAUUGCACUGUCGUAGGAUGCCACCUUUCCAAAAAGUCAGUUUGUAAAAUGUCUGCAUUGCUGGAGUCCCGGUCAACUGUAAGUGCUUUGAAGUGGAAAUGUCUAGGAGCAACAAUGGCUCAUCCUCUGAAGUGGUAGGCCACACAAGCUCACAGAACGGGACCACCGAGUGCUGAAGCGUGUAAAAACGGUCUGUUCUCGGUUGCAACACUCACUACCUGGGUUUGGCAGAUGCCAGGAGAACACUACCUGCCUGCAUAGUGCCAACUGUAAAGUUUGGUGGAAGAGCAAUAAUGGUCUGGGGCUGUUUUUCAUGGUUCUGGCUAGACCCCUUAUUUCCAGUAGAGCGAAACGCUUAAUGCUACAGCAUCAAUGACAUUCUAGACGAUUCUGUUUGGGGAAGGCCCUUUCCUGUUUCUGCACGACAAUAUCCCUGUGCACAAAGCAAGAGCUGUACAGAAAUGGGUUGUCGAGAUCAGUGUGGAAGAACUUGACUGGCCUGCACAGAGCCCUGACCUCCAUUGAACACCUUUGAGAUUAAUUGGAAUGCUGACUGUGAGCCAGGCCUAAUCGCCCAACAUCAGUUCCUUACCGUAUUAAUGCUCUUGUGGCUGCAUGGAAGCAAGUCUCCGCAGCAAUGUUCCAACAUUUAGUGGAAAGCCUUCCGCGAAGAGUGAAGGCUGGUGUAGCUUUAAAACUGCAACAUUUUCUCUCUGCCUCAUGGUAAAAUGUGUAGAAUUGCAGAAUAUUAGAUUUAAAGCUGUGGCAAAAUGUGUGGAAUGGCAAAAAAUUAGCCUAAACUGAUCAUUUUAUUUCCAAUUGCAAGAGGCGGACCUUUUUAAAUGUUAGUUCCCCGGGCUGAGACGGUUCGUCCACUGCAGACGUCAUUGAGCACGGUUACAUGCACACAAUCAGAUUAUUGUGAAUAGUGAGGUUAAUAUAAUAGUUUGUUUAUAACAUUUACGUACUUUGCAAGAACGAUUUUGCUGUUUACAUGGACACAUCUGGACUUUGGAUAAAUGCUGAAAAUCGCCAUUCACAAACGUUCUACCACACUGACCAUGUUAUUUUUGCAAAGACAAUUUGAUUCUGAGUACAGAUAUGUGUAUGGUAAAUUUGAAUGUGAACUUUAAGAUGCAUACUUUCAGUUUAUCCGAACUCACUUCACACGUGCAUAACAGGGAAGCUUACGCUACCCAGUACUUGCUCAUGCCAGAUUAAAUACACCUCUGAAACAUCAAUUAAGAUGUUUAAAUGUCCUAAUUAUUUGAAAGAUUUCUCUGAAAACCAGGUGUUUUAUUCUGCGUGUGCUGACUUAGAUUAUGACCUUACACAGAUAAGCAGAGUAGUGUUUAUUUACAAGACUAAUGCCAUACUCGGCCUUCUGUCAUAAGCAGUUUAAAUUCAAAUUAUUAGUGUGCAUGUAAAGAUACUCCAAGUAAAACUCAUUUUAGGCCAUUUUUAUCGCACUCAAGUUGUUCUGAUUUAUGAGGUUGAUAUAAUUUGCUGUCACAAAACGGGUCCCUGGACCCAAAAAGCUUGAGAAUCCCUGCUCUAUACAAUAGGUUGUCUUUUUGGUAGCACAUCCAAAAACUGCAGAAGCUUAUAGUUGUUUUGAAUUAAAGGAAAAAAUAUAUUUUGGUAUUUGUUUCAUUAGUCCGUUAAUACAGUCCCAAAAUGUUUUCCAUGUCAGCAGAAAUAAAGCCGGUAUGAUGCAAAAUGCAGCAGUAUUUCUGUAUUUUGAAAGUGACUUGUUUUGAAAACUUCAUUGCUGACAUGCAAAACAUUUUGGGACGAUAUUAACAAUGGAAUUUUCCUUUUAAUACAUGUUUUCCUUUAACUGUUCAAAUGUAAAUGGUUUAGUUGCUUUAAUUUUGUCAGAUGUUACAUAGCUGUGUCUGUAAAGCAGUGUUGGUUACAUGGGCAGGUUCAGUCUCACCUUUUUGUUUUGAAAUUAUCAUUUAGCAAAGCACUCAGAAGACUUUGUAACUGCCAUUUCUAUUAUUAUUUUUUACUCCUGCAUGUCUGUUUCCAUUUGUUACCUCCCUCCAAACAACAGUGUACUGUAGCGACUCCCUUGAAUGGGUAUUGAAGAUGUUGUAUUCUCACAAACUAAAACAUGAUUUCACAUGCAAUUGUUUUUCUUGAGUUUCAGCUCCUUUCAUAUGGCAUUUUGUUCAGAUCAUUUCAGAGGAACAAUUGCUUUUUUUUUUUAUAUAUAUACUUAUUAGAGAUACAUUUAUUAGAUAUAUUUUUAUGUUUAAACUUGCAUAGGUCCCAGUAUGUUUGAUUUUUUUUUUAAUAUAUAUAUGGGUAAAUAAUAUUUCAUGAAAUAGGCUACUUUGCAAUCUUAUGCCUUGUUAACAUCCUGGGUAUUAAGCAUGUGUCAAUCCAAUCUCUAUGAAUGUGUUAAUUCAUUUUCCAAAACUGUAUGGUAAAUUUACAGCAACUUGUGAGUUUGAAUGAUGUGUGUAAUGUUUGUUGCAAAGUUACUUGUAAAAUUAAGGCACUAUUUCCUGAGCUACCUGACACUCCUUGCAGAUGAAAAUGGUUUCAAUGUAUAACUAAUUUAUAGUCACAAGCAUACCAGUGUAGGCCAUAAUAUGAAAAAUCGCUGUAUUUAGUUUUUGGGAUAUGUUGCACAAUGUCAUUUAGAAGGCCACUUUUUCCCACCCAUAUUUACUUGUUUGCUAGAGAAGUAUAACAUAAUUUGCUGUAACAGAUUUUAUGGAACAAAAGAUGUCACUGUAAUACAUUUAUUUCUUAAAAUAUUAUAUUUUGUAUAUAAUUUGACUGAAGAGAUGCUGUAUGCAAUAAAUGCUGCAGUGACAUUCAUGGACAAUAAGGUUUUAAUAAAGGCUAGAUGUCA
Molecule: messenger RNA, 9724 nt
Organism: Oncorhynchus keta (chum salmon)
Lineage: Eukaryota; Metazoa; Chordata; Actinopteri; Salmoniformes; Salmonidae
Gene: prkacba
Product: protein kinase, cAMP-dependent, catalytic, beta a
Exons: 10
Coding region: 328-1383 (351 amino acids)
Biological process (GO): peptidyl-serine phosphorylation
Cellular component (GO): nucleus; cAMP-dependent protein kinase complex
Molecular function (GO): cAMP-dependent protein kinase activity; ATP binding
Source: RefSeq, a predicted model, not a curated record